Messenger RNA from Podarcis muralis (Common wall lizard), 10165 nucleotides. It is a transcript of the gene FER, whose product is annotated as FER tyrosine kinase. The record is from RefSeq and is a predicted model, not a curated record. Gene Ontology annotation, molecular function: non-membrane spanning protein tyrosine kinase activity; ATP binding. NCBI's taxonomy places the organism in Eukaryota, Metazoa, Chordata, Lepidosauria, Squamata, Lacertidae. Gene Ontology annotation, biological process: peptidyl-tyrosine phosphorylation.
CCCGCGGGGUGGGCAAAGCGGGCGCGGGAUUGGCCCGGGCGCGCCGUCACGUGAGCCAGGCGGGGCCGGCGACGGGCGUAUUGUGGUGGAGGGGCUCCGCUUGUCAGACAGGAUAACCGGAAGAGGGAAUUGAAAGUGCUGGACGAAGGACCACGGCACAAGUGUUGGAAAAAAAUUUGUGGGAAGAAAACUUUUUUUAAAGAUGUGUUGACCAGAAGAAUCUCUCACUAGUGGCCCUUGAAAAUCUAGUGCCUUAUAAAAGAUGGGGUUUGGAAGUGACCUGAAGUAUUCUCAUGAAGCAUUGGUAAAACUGCAAGAUUGGGAAUUACGGCUGCUAGAAACGGUGAAGAAAUUUAUGGCCAUGAGAAUAAAAAGUGACAAGGAAUAUGCAUCCACUUUACAGAAUCUUUGCAAUCAGGUUGAUAAAGAGAGUACUUCACAACUGGAUUAUGUUAGUAAUGUAUCUAAGUCCUGGCUGCUCAUUGUGCAGCAAACGGAACAGCUUAGCAAGAUCAUGAAAACGCAUGCAGAAGACUUGAAUGCUGGGCCAUUACAUAGACUUACCAUGAUGAUCAAAGAUAAGCAACAAAUCAAGAAGAGUUACAUAGGUGUUUACCAGCAAAUUGAGGCAGAGAUGUUCAAGGUUACAAAAACAGAGUUGGAAAUAAAAUCUACUUAUAGACAAUUAAUUAAGGAAGUAAAUUCUGCAAAAGAGAAGUAUAAGGAAGCUCUGUCUAAAGGAAAGGAGACUGAAAAAGCCAAAGAACGUUACGAUAAAGCUACUAUGAAACUCCACAUGUUGCACAAUCAGUAUGUGUUGGCGCUGAAAGGAGCACAGUUACACCAGCACCAGUAUUAUGACGCUACACUUCCUCUGUUCCUUGACUCCUUGCAGAAGAUGCAAGAAGAAAUGGUUAAAGCACUAAAAGGUAUCCUUGAAGAAUACAGUCAGAUCACCAGUCUUGUAACAGAAGAAAUAGUGAAUGUUCAUAAAGAGAUCCAAACAUCUGUUGAACAGUUAGACCCUGGUUCUGAGUACAGUAGUUUCAUAGAGGCUCACAGGACACCAGAUGUUGCGCAACAAGAAAUAGAAUUUGAUACAUCUUUAUUGGAAGAAAAUGAAAAUCUUCAAGCUAAUGAGAUUAUGUGGAAUAAUUUAACAGCUGAAAGUUUGCAAACUAUGUUGAAAACAGUAGUAGAAGAGCUGAUUCAGACACAGCAGACACUUCUAAACAAGGAAGAGCUAGUAUUGGAAUUAGAAAAAAAGAUAGAAGAAUCUUCUAAGAUCUGUGAGAGGAAAUCUGAUGUUGUGCUUCUAUUAAGCCAGAAACAGACACUGGAAGAAUUGAAGCAAACGGUUCAGCAAUUGAGAUGCACUGAAGUCAAGUUUGCUGCCCAGAAGGAACUUCUAGAACAAAAAGUGCAAGAAAAUGAUGGGAAAGAACCGCCACCUGUUGUAAACUAUGAGGAGGAUGCCAGAUCAGUUUCUUCAAUGGAUAAGAAAGAUAAAGUUUCCCGGUUUGAUACCAUUCGGCACUCCAUUGCUGGAAUGAUAAGAUCUCCAAAGUCUAUGUUGGGCUCUUCAUCGUUCUUUGAUGUAAUAUCAACCAGCGAGAAACCUCUGGCAGACCAAGAUUGGUAUCAUGGUGCAAUCCCAAGAAUAGAAGCUCAAGAGUUAUUAAAGCAGCAAGGAGACUUCUUGGUGCGAGAGAGUCAUGGCAAGCCUGGUGAAUACGUCCUUUCUGUGUUUUCAGAUGCGCAACGGAGACACUUCAUCAUACAAUAUGCUGAUAAUCAGUAUCGAUUUGAAGGGACGGGGUUUUCAACUAUUCCUCAGCUUAUAGAACAUCAUUACACAACGAAACAGGUGAUUACAAAGAAAUCAGGUGUCGUUCUGCUGAAUCCUGUUGUUAAGGAUAAAAAAUGGAUUCUCAAUCAUGAAGAUGUCACACUGGGAGAAUUACUGGGCAAAGGUAAUUUUGGUGAAGUAUAUAAGGGAAUAUUGAAAGAUAAAACUCCGGUUGCUGUGAAGACAUGUAAAGAAGACCUUCCCCAGGAGCUGAAAAUAAAGUUUUUAUCAGAGGCCAGAAUACUCAAACAGUAUGACCAUCCGAAUGUGGUAAAGCUUAUAGGAGUUUGCACUCAAAGGCAACCUAUAUAUAUCGUUAUGGAGCUUGUUCCAGGAGGUGAUUUCCUCUCUUUUUUAAGAAAGAAGAAGGAUGAGCUAAAAACCAAGCAGCUAGUGAAAUUUUCAUUAGAUGUUGCUGCUGGGAUGGCGUAUCUCGAAUCCAAAAACUGUAUACACAGGGACCUUGCUGCAAGGAACUGCCUUGUAGGAGAAAACAAUGUCCUGAAAAUUAGCGACUUUGGAAUGUCUCGUCAAGAAGAUGAUGGAGUAUAUUCAUCUUCAGGAUUAAAACAGAUUCCCAUCAAAUGGACUGCUCCAGAGGCUUUAAACUAUGGGCGAUACACAUCUGAAAGUGAUGUGUGGAGUUAUGGAAUUUUCCUCUGGGAGACCUUCAGUUUAGGUGUCUGUCCAUACCCAGGAAUGACUAAUCAGCAAGCACGGGAACAAGUGGAGAAAGGUUAUCGAAUGUCAGCACCUCAGAAGUGCCCAGAGGAAAUCUAUAAAAUAAUGCAACGGUGUUGGGAUUACAAUCCUGAAAUGAGACCGAAAUUCAGCGAAAUUCACAAAGAGCUCUCCGCAUUGAAAAAGAAAGUGGCCUCAUGAGAAGUUAACAGGACUCAAAACUAGAGGACUCUUUUCUCUUUUCCCAGAAAAGUAAUAUUUUAUGUCAUGAACACUACACUUUUAUACAUUUCUUUCAAUAUUCUUCUAGAAUUCUUUUUUAAAAACAAACAAAACGGUUUGUAUUCAAGUGUGCCAGGCUGAAAAUGUCAAAGAUAUCUAUGUUAAAGAGAGAGCUCUGCCAAAUGCUUUAUAUCUGAUCACAGUGAUGCUGUCAUUUAGGUUAUAUGUAAAUAGACAACAUAUAGUAUGUGUAUAGGUUUUGUGUUUUUUUAAAAGAACUCUGGCUGCUUUCUAUUAGCGAGAUAACUCCCUAAUCUUUUUUUUCUGGGCUUUACCUCUGCUUUGAUUCCAAGUCCACACAGUGCAUGCCAGGUGGUUUAUGCACGAAGGCAGGCACAUUUUUGUUACCUCCGUUUAAAAGAAUAUACAAUAUAAUGCUCUGAAAACAAACAAAAAUACCAGCUAACACAGCCUUGGAUUUAUGUGUAUUCUUAAUUUGAACAGUUUGAUUACAGAAUGGAACUGCAUGCAUAUAUUUCUAGCAGAUAUUUCAUGACAGUAAAUAUUCCCUAUACCCCUUCAAUUUUUUAAACCAAGAAAAAGUAGGCACAAUUCACAAAGCGCAAAUCUAUAUGGUCUGGCUGUUAUGGGGGGGGGGUGGAGCACAGAAUAAAUCCAGAUGUGAGCCUUAUGUAUGAUGCAUCUAUCAGGAAAACACUGUAGAUGAUCUGUUUUUCAGAAGGAUGAGCUGCAGCAGUGCAUAGUUGUUCUUGAAUGUGUGCAUUCAGAAGUGCUGUCUGCAAGAAACAUGUUUGAGAAGGAGAGUGGCAUAUCAUGAAGGUAACCAGUAACACUGAAUUUGGAUGGGGAAGGGGAAGUGACUUACUCAAUUGAUCUUUGGAAGAUUUGUGAAUUGAUGUUCCUGUUCAAUAUGCAGCUGAAGCAAAGAAAAAAGGAAGAAAUGUAUUUCAUGUACACUUUCCAAAGGGGGAAUGUAUUUUUCAGUAGCAGGGAGCAGGGGGUGGGAUCCUAAUGGCGGGGAAACUAACAAGGAAAUGUUAUCUUCUGUAUAUAGUAUCUGGCACACUGAACAAACUACAAAGUCGAAACAUUAAGUUAAGUUCCCUAAUUAUGCUCUGAUUCUGCUGGGUUUAUUCAGUUGACAAAUUGCAAACUCCAAAAUGACAAAUGAGCAUCAACAUAUUAUUUCCAAGGUCUCCUACAAUUAGACCCUUUCCGGGCUAUUGUGUAAGUUGAUGGUAUGAUCCUGACCUCUUGGAUCUUCAGUUGAUGGGUCUUGUUGCAGGAGUUUCAACUUGUGCUGAAGAGGCAGCAAAAUGAUGGCCACAGUGUGUCGGCACAUUGAUCGUUUCCAGCCCAGGGAAUGGAGAUGAGGAAAUUAAAAAGCGUUUUGAGCCUCAAAACGGUAUUCUUUUGUACAGUAGGACCAAGAUGUAGGUGAAGUCUUUGACUGCUUUACAUGUUACCUGUUUGGCUGACCCUGCUGGCCAGAACACAUUUGCUCUUCUGUGUGUGUGUUUUUGUGAUAGUACAGAGUGGUGAUGUUGGGCAAGGUAAAGUAUACUUGUAGUCUAGAAAAGUUGAUGUCAUUAACAUGAUGAUAACUUUAAUUGUUGGAUUAAACAGUGGAGUCCAUUGUAGAUGGACUUGUUAGCAGUCUAGCACAGGGGUUUCCAGGUGAUUCUUGCCUUAUUACACCUUACUACACCAGGACUGGUCAAUGAGUUCAGAAUCUAAUGGACAAGGAGAGGGGGUGGGAAGAAAAUACAGUGUUGCAUAGCUUAGCCUGGCAGUUUCUUUAUUUAGCAGUGGGCAUGUGCUGAUCUUUGUUCAACACAAAUAGGAAAUACUAUAUUAGUUAAUUAUGGUGACCCUAAAGGGAUCCACAACAGUGUGCCUUAAUUCAUUGGCAUUGUUAUCUAAAAUGCACAAGGUCUGAAUGCUAUCACCACAUGGGAGAAAACACCACCAAUCGCCUAGCAUUAGGUCUUCAUCUAUGCAUUCACGUAAGGGCAAGAAUGUACCUUCUUUUAUUCACUGUGUUCUUAAUUUUUGUCUUAAGUGUUAAUAUUUUUAUAUACGAGAGACUAUACCAUUUCUUUAAAGUCUUCUGAAUGUACUCUUGUCUUUCAGCAAUGAAAAGGACAGCUCUUUGUCUUAAUUCAAUUAGCAGGACUUUCUGUCCUGUUCUUGUACAGAUGUAAAGGAUAAACACUAUUUAUAUUUCAUUUAUGUAAGCAGAUUUGCAAUUCAUGUCAGACUGCUGCUCAAAUUGAAAACCAUUUUCCAAACAUGGGAUACCAGUAGCAUUUAGAAUUUGUUCUGGCUGUCCUAAAAUCAGGGGUCAACUGAAGAUCACUAACUUAUGGGAUAUUGUUGGUUGACUGAUAAAAAAAAAUUAAGUGUAGUGUACUGGCAGUUUUCUUCACACCAUCUUGUGAAUCACUCUCUUAGAAAAAGACACCUGCCAAUGCCUGUUGGAAUUAUGUAUGUUAGGAAGUUAAAUUCAUUCCAGAUGCAUGCAGACAUAAACUAUUAGUUGCAAGGAUUUGGUCAAAAGAACGAGGCUGUCUAAUGCACCCCUGCUCAGUGAAGUUUAUUAAAGCUGGGGAAACUGCAUUUGAAGCUGCUUUCUUAAUGAAGUAAAAACUUUGCAUUAUUAUAAAAUUGUUGUUUGUUACAGGAUUUAUAUAACUAGUCUCUUAGAACAAGAUUAGAAUCACACACACCCACACACACACCCCAACCCUCUUUCUUGGGAAUAUGCAAUAUGAAAUAAAUAUUGUCAUUUAUAUCGUUCCGUAGCAGUGUACAUUAAUGGCCUUUGUAAGUGCUAUAAUUGUGUUUAUCUAGGAAGCAAGUUUGCUUCCACGUUAGCAUUUCACAAAUAAACCUUUAAAAAGAUACAGCACAAAGUGCAAUUUGGAACUUGGCAAUUUGAGCCUCUUUGCCACAGUCACUUUUCAUUUUCAAUAAAUAUGAUUUUUAAAAAGGAGUUUAUAUUGCAAAUUCUGAAUGGAACUAGAAUCUUGAACAAACAAAUAAAUUGCUAUUAGGAGAAUCAAAGGCUUCUUACAUUUACUGAAAUGUGCAAUAUUACAAAGAUCUCUCUUCAAAAACACAGUGUGAGGGAACCUUUAACUGUCCUCACUCUUACAGUAAUUUUCCAAUGUACCAUAGUCCCCAAAUAUUUGAAGCCUUUCAUUUGAUGUAUGAAGUUAUUUAUAGAUGCAGCAAAUGCCAACUCUUUGCUUUUAUAAAUAUUGAAGCAGAUACUAGAACAAUGUUGCCAAACAGCACUGUUUAUGCAAUAAGCCACUGGCUUGUUUGGUUAGAAAACAGCUGUAAGGAAGAAGAAAAAACACUUCAGUUGUUUUAUUGUGUUUCUGUUUUUAUCUUCUGGGUUAUCAACUGACCAUAUUGGCUGGUGACCUUGGUUGGCAUUAUGUUGGCACUAAGUUACAGAAAGAAAGUAAUAAAAAGCACAAACUGUUAUCAUUGCUGUUUUUAUAUAUUUAAGCUGCUGGCUAACAUUUUUUGUAGUUCAUUUUGCUUUCAAAAAAUUAACAAGAAGAACUUUUAACCCCACCCCUUUUAGCUGGAUGAAAAUAUGGAGGUAUGCAAGGGCUUUCAUCAGAGACAUAGCUUUCUUUCAUAUCACUUGUGAUGGCUCCUCCUCAUGGCCAAUAUGUGUUUUUUACAUCAUCUGAAUAGGUGCAAUGUAAGGUGUUUUGACUUCUCAUGCCUCUUUCUUUAUAAAAAGCACUUAUUGGGAACCCUGAUCUGGAUUAGGACUCUGGGAGAAGAGUUAAUUCUUCUCUCAUCCCUACAGAAGCUGAGUGGGGUAGGGUGUACUUUCAACAAGAAAAUAGUGUGAGCAAAAGCAGGAUUAACUCUUCCUUUCCCCUGUGCCAUUCCCGAUCCAAAUCGAGGGAGGUUUUUCAAAUUAUUUUUUUUAUUAUUUUUGAGAACUAUGGCCAGUCCCUAAACACCCUAUUCUAAGCAUACUAUUAAUGUAGCAUAUAGCUUUAGUUCUUACUAGAUUGCUUUCUUAACUUGAAUCAGAAAACAGGACUUUGGGGUUUUGUCAUACAGCAAUCUGGCCCUUGAAUAACAAAAUCAGAUUCUCUACUAACCACAAUAAUUAUAUUCCUUUUGUCAGUCAAAUAAACAAAGAGAGAUACCUAAAUCCGACUUCACUCUGAAUAAUUACCGUAAAUGGACAAGAGAUCCUUUUUGAGCACAAGAAGGCCAAUAAACCCUGAAGCAGAAAACCAUACUUUUAAAGUUUGCCACUUCUUAGUUUUAGAAAAUAUUUGUUCUGAUAACUUUGGGGUUUUCUUUGUGGCCUUGUGUUACUUUUCUUCUGAGCUCAGUUAUCUGCAUGCACGUCCACCAGCGCCUGUUUUCUUGAAACCUAAGGCAGAAACUGGUUGAACUCUUGCCCAGACGUGGCUCUUUUCUCUCCUCAGAUGUUAAAACGUUAGAUCUUGAAACACUGAAAAAUGUGCAGAAGGUCAGAGUGUACAUAGCUAAAAGUUACAUCCCUCCUUCCCUUUACAGCCGGCAACAUGUUAGGCAGCAUUUGUAAGCAAAAGAACUUUUCUUGUGUUCAGAAGAAAGUUAUCAACAAGAAAGAAAGCAAAAGUAAAGGAGAUCUAGAUGGCUUUAAAUGACCUUACAGUUUUAAAACUCAUCAUGCAGCAAUUGAUACGAUAAGAUAAGCAUGAACAACAUGUUCACUUUUUAGGGUGCAUGUUCCAAAAUGUUCAUCUUGGAUCAAAAGUAUUUGCUGCGUUAUAUGCAGAAAACUACCGUCUUGCUGGCAUGCAAAAUGUACUUGCUUCAGGCAGCAGUCUUUCUGAAGCCAUUCCUUCUUCCCCCAUUUUUUGGUGACAAAUAGGCCUGCUUGCAUAUGUGCGCUUGGAAGAAAGGUACAGCCAGUCCCAGCUUUAGCUUUCAUGGGUUUGUAAGCCUACUGCCAUCAUACACACGCUGGAUUGCAUCCGAAGUUUCCCUUCUUCCAAUGGAAGGCAUUUUCCUCUAAAGGAAGGGAGCCUUUGGAUGCUACCCAUUCCAAUGUGUGAAGAGGCCCUAAACUUUUUCAUUAAAAUCUUAUGUGCGAAACCUCCUUCAAUAGUGAUUGAUCGUUAUUAACUCCAAACCAUUAACCUUGGUGCAGGGUCCAGAAUGCUAUGGAAUCCUAGCCCAUCACCCCUUGCAUCUUCAUUCAAAAUAUAUUCCUGUAGGAAUUUUGGGAUUGAUUUCUGCAGAUAGUCACUUGAGGUAGGUCAGGCCACAUGUUGUGAAAGUAGAAAAGGUUAUGUCAAAGGAGUCAGCAAAGUUUUUUUAAACCUUUUAUAUAUGGUCUCCAGGAAAUGUAAUGUUUUGGUUUGACACUAGCUUCCUAAAUCUUGGGAUUUGAAGAUCUGCUUGGAGGCACAGCCCAAGGGGCUUGUGGACACUGAGUCAGGCCACUUCGUUGUUCAGUUAGACACCCAGAUUGUAUCGCAGUUUGCUGUCAAAACUUUCAUUUUGACAAGUAGUUUGUUCAGCAGGGGAGGCUGCAGUUUGAUAAGCACAAGAUCCAUUAAGCGAAUGGAACUGGUCUUGUAGGUUUGUUUGUUUUUUAAUCCUGGCCUGUAUUUCCAAAUACAUAAUCUGGAUACAUAUAUUAAAGACCCUUAACCUAAAUAUUCUGGAUUGCUUAUGGGAAAUGCAUAAAUAAAUAUAGAAUCGGCAUGGAAAAUAAUAUUGGAAGAAAACUGCAUAACUUGAUGAAAAUAUGAUGUGCAGCUACCCUUCUAUGCCCUCAACAGUUAAUCUUAGGUUUACAAAAGAUUCCCUUAUGCAGAGGAAUUGUCCAGCUAAGGUAACUGUUUCUUUAAAUAGAACUUUGGGGCCUUGCAUCAUACAAUCAACUAUGUAUGUUCUGCAGAACCUGCAUAAAAUACAAUUUGACAAAAAGGGUGGAUAAAAUGUGCAAGACAGCUAAACCAUGUGAUAGGUUUAUCACUAGGAAGUGGGGACCAGCCGAACUCCUGUAAUUACUGGCAGGUUUGUAUCUUUUGGUGUUAUUUUAGCUCUGAUUGCAAAAUACAGACUUCCUCGUUCUGCAGAAAUAGGGCGCCGAGUACAUCAAGGGAAGACGGAGAAGCCCUCUAGCAAUGCCAUUAACAAUCCAAACCAAGGGGAGCUGUGUGUAAGAAAAACAACUUUCUAAAGCAAGAAAAGGAGGCCAAUGCUGUGAUUAGUUUACAGAAGGAAGGUACAUCUUCAAAGUGAGAAAUGUAAGAGCCAGAAGAAACAUAUCAGAGUAGCUGAUCUCAAAUGUAUCAAGGAAUAGCACAUGAAAUUAUUCUUUUUUGGGGGAGGGGAGUAUUCAUAGAAGUACAAGGCAGAAAAGAAAGGAAAAAACAGGCUUCUAGCUGUAUAGACAAGCAGGAUAAUAAAGAUUUUUAUGUACAGUCAAAUCCUGCCCGUAUGUUAUCCCACGGCUGGUCUUAGGGGAAUACCAGGAACAUUUUAGUGGUUUAACUCUGUGCCAUCUGCAGCAGACCUUCUUUCACCAUCACUUUCUUUCACAAAGAUUGGUGACUCAUGCCUGUGCUUAUUAGAACGGAGUCCUUUCUCUCUUUGAUGCUAAAGCGAUUGCAAGGUCACAUGACUAGGCAAGGAGGAUUACCCCCCCCAUGGUUGAUUUGACAGCCCAGAACUAGGUUUACUAAUUUUUAGCUGUUCCCAUGAAGUUGAGUAAGGUAAUAGGGGCUCAUUGUCAAACCAGAGUAGAAGAAUUUUAGAUAUAUUGAGUAGACGCUGCAAUUGUUUACAGCUUUUUACAUAUAUGUAUUUUGGUGUGGCUUUGAGUCUUUUUCUCUCCUUUUUUUUUUUUUUUUUUAGUUAGUUAGUGCCAAUAUAUGCACCAGCAGGUUUAAUAUCAGGUAAAGCACCUUUUAUGCUCUUUUGUUGUCUAAAAAUAAUAUAUUUGUGAAACACAUUGAUAAUACAUAACACUGGAAAGGGUUGCAUCUUCCCAAAAAGUACAGGUGCUUUAAAAAAAGGGAGGAAAGGGAAGCUUUCCUGGCUUUUAACAAGAGUCAAAAUGAUAGCUUAUGUAUACUUAUUAGUUACCUGUUCUUUGUAAUUUUAACAGAUCUACAUUUUAUCUUUUAUUUAUUUGCCUUUUUUAUAUUCCUAUUUGAACUGAAGUUAACCUUAUUUCACUUUCCCAGCCUGUUUUGUUUAUAUAAAAAAAGGGAUCUUCUGUGUUCUUAGAAAAUCUGCAAAUAGUUUUGAAUGGCCUCUUUCUCUUUGGACCAAUUACCACUAACAGGUCAGCAAGACCUUUUUUUUUUACUGUACUCUUUCAAUAAAUGUACAAUAUUUGUAUUG